Molecule: messenger RNA, 2939 nt
Organism: Gekko japonicus
Lineage: Eukaryota; Metazoa; Chordata; Lepidosauria; Squamata; Gekkonidae
Product: beta-xylosidase/alpha-L-arabinofuranosidase 2-like
Exons: 15
Coding region: 69-2303 (744 amino acids)
Biological process (GO): xylan catabolic process; arabinan catabolic process
Cellular component (GO): plant-type cell wall
Molecular function (GO): alpha-L-arabinofuranosidase activity; xylan 1,4-beta-xylosidase activity
Source: RefSeq, a predicted model, not a curated record
UGAGGCAGGAGCAGCUCCUCGUUGGCGCUGUCGAGCUUGGCUUGCCGAGGUCGUCCGUAGAAGAAGUCAUGGUCUUGCUUCGCAUUGCUGCCCUUUUGCUAUUGGCUGGGCUGAGCAAAGGGGAGGAUUUCCCCUUCAAGGACCCAACCUUGCCUUGGGAGAAGCGGCUGGAUGACCUGGUGAACCGGCUGACACUGGAAGAGAUGGUCUUGCAGAUGUCCCGAGGGGGUUCCAAGAACAAUGGGCCAGCACCCCCCAUUGAGCGACUGGGCAUUGGGCCCUACAACUGGAACACGGAGUGUCUGCAUGGGGAUGGGUUUGCCCCUGGCUGGGCGACUGCCUUCCCCCAGUCGCUUGGUUUGGCUGCAUCCUUCAGCCCUGAACUCAUCCAUCGCGUGGCCAAUGCCACGGCCACAGAAGUUCGAGCCAAACACAACCAUUUUGUCUCCCUUGGUUACUAUGGGGACCAUACAGGCCUCAGCUGCUUCAGCCCCGUAUUAAACAUCAUGAGGCAUCCACUAUGGGGCAGAAACCAGGAAACCUACGGGGAGGAUCCAUUCCUGACUUCCCAGCUGGCCGUGGCUUUUGUGACUGGAUUGCAGGGCGAUCAUCCCCGCUACGUCAAGGCCAGUGCUGGCUGCAAACACUUUGAUGUCCACGGGGGCCCUGAGAACAUCCCUGUGUCCCGUCUUCAAUUUAAUGCUAAGGUGGCGGAACGUGACUGGCGUAUGACCUUUCUGCCCCAGUUUGAGGCCUGCGUACAUGCUGGAACAUUUAGCUUCAUGUGCAGCUACAACAGGAUUAAUGGAAUCCCAGCGUGUGCUAACAAGAAGCUUUUGACAGACAUCCUGCGCAAAGAAUGGGGCUUCAAUGGCUAUGUGGUGAGCGAUGAGGGAGCUGUGGAGCUGAUCAUGGUGGGACAUCUCUACACCCAUAGCUUCCUAGAGACUGCAAUAGUUUCUGUGAAUGCUGGAUGUAAUCUGGAGCUAUCCUAUGGGAUGCGGAGGAAUGUGUUCACUCACAUACCUGAGGCUGUUGCCAAGGGGAACAUAACCUUGGAGAUGAUCAAAGACCGCAUCCGCCCACUCUUUCUCACCCGGAUGCGUCUGGGUGAGUUUGACCCGCCAACUAUGAACCCAUACAAUGCUCUGGGUCUUAAAGACAUUCAGACCGAAGCCCACCGUCAACUGGCCCUUGAUGCUGCCAUCCAGUCCUUUGUACUGCUAAAAAACAACCAUGGGACUCUGCCCCUUAAGGCCAAGGAAAUCUUCGGAAAAAAGCUUGCGGUGGUUGGGCCUUUUGCAGACAACCAAAUGAUUCUCUUUGGGGACUAUGCUCCGGUCCCAGAACCCCAGUACAUUUAUACCCCAAGGAGAGGUCUGGCAAUGAUCUCAGCUCAUGUCAACUUUGCUGCUGGAUGUGCCUUCCCCAAAUGCGACCACUACUCUGUUGCCGAGGUGAAGUCCGCAGUUGAGGGAGCGGACAUUGUGGUGGUGUGCUUAGGCACAGGGAUUGAUCUGGAGAUGGAAGCCAAUGACCGGAAGGACUUGGCCCUGCCUGGGCAUCAGCUACAGCUUCUGCAAGAUACCGUGGCCUUAGCUGAUGGACGUCCAGUUAUUCUGCUCCUUUUCAAUGCAUGCCCGAUUGAUAUCAGCUGGGCCAAGUCCCACGAUGGUGUGGGAGCCAUCUUGGCCUGUUCCUUUCCUGCACAGGCUACUGGCCUGGCUAUUGCCAAGGUGCUGGUAGGAGCAGAAGGCUCCAGCCCGGCUGGCAGACUCCCCGCCACAUGGCCGGCAGGUAUGCACCAGGUGCCCCCGAUGGAAAACUACACAAUGGCUGGCCGGACGUAUCGGUACUAUGGGGACGAAGCUCCGCUGUACCCCUUUGGCUAUGGGCUCUCGUUUACCACCUUCCACUACAGCGAUCUGGUCACAAGCACCAGUGUUGUGCCCAUUUGCGGCAACCUCAGCGUCUCUGUGAUAGUGGAGAACACUGGCACCAGAGAUGGCGAUGAGGUGGUGCAGCUCUACCUUCGCUGGGGAAAUGCAUCCGUUCCAGUGCCACGCUGGCAGCUGGUUGGUUUCCGUCGGGUGGCCGUGCCAAUGGGACAUGCGGUGAAGGUGCCCUUCCAGUUAACCUACCAGCAGAGAGCGGUGUGGUUAGGGCAGUGGCUGCUGGAGCCUGGCAGCUUCACUCUGUUUGCCGGUGGGCAGCAGCCCUCCCAGGAAACCCGUGUCCCUUCUAACAUCCUGCAAGCUGAUUUUACUGUAGCUGGGAGCGCUCAGGGAACCAGCCAGUGCUAGGAACUGGGGACUGAAGAGGAGGAGGAGGAGGAGCACUCUGUUGGGUAGCUCAUCUGGCCAACAAUUACGUCCAAAACAAGUUUUCAGAUAAGGCAAAAAACAUAGAAAUAUCUUGGCAUGGGAAGAAGCAGAUAUACUGUGAAACAUUACAAAUUUCAGGACUUGGUUGUCCUGGCUUGCUUUUUUGCCAGGUGAGCGGCGUGGAAGUUGGCUGUUUGGGUCAUGGUGGGUUCCAGAAGACAUUGAAUUGGGAUCCUGGCAGCUGACGUGGGCAAGAAGGGUCAAGAAGAAUGAAAGCCUAUUUUUUAAAAAAAGAAAAAGAAAUAUUCACACCCUGGGUUUUUGGGAAGGGUUCUUUUGCUUCUUGUGCCUUUGGUUACUUUUAAUAAAACUGAAUUUGAACUAAAAGGCUCACAUGGUUAUGAGAAGAGGGUUCUUGAAAGAGGGUGGUGGUAUUGCUUGUACCUGGACAUACAGAGCCAAAAUUCAUUUGCUCAUGUGGCAUUGCUGGGUGGAAGGGGGUGGGGGGUUCAAGAUCUCUUAACACAGAUGUGUAGCAGUCUUGCCAGGCUCUUGUUCCCAGGAUGCUUUGUGGAAAGCCACGGCAGAGGAAUUGCAAUAAAACUGAUAACCGUU